Myiozetetes cayanensis is the source of this 1091-nucleotide messenger RNA. It is a transcript of the gene DPM1, whose product is annotated as dolichyl-phosphate mannosyltransferase subunit 1, catalytic. The coding region runs from base 1 to 813 and encodes 270 amino acids. Gene Ontology annotation, biological process: protein O-linked glycosylation via mannose; GPI anchor biosynthetic process. The transcript is spliced from 9 exons. Gene Ontology annotation, cellular component: endoplasmic reticulum membrane. Gene Ontology annotation, molecular function: dolichyl-phosphate beta-D-mannosyltransferase activity. The record is from RefSeq and is a predicted model, not a curated record. NCBI's taxonomy places the organism in Eukaryota, Metazoa, Chordata, Aves, Passeriformes, Tyrannidae.
AUGGCCGCGCCGCUCCCUCCUCCCGCCCCGCCCCGGCCCGGCCCGCCCGGCGCGGCGGCGCUUCCGGCGGCCGCGUCACUGCCGACAUGGCGGCACCGCCCCCAGCGCCUCUCGGUGCUGCUGCCCACCUACAACGAGCGCGACAACCUGCCGCUCGUCGUGUGGCUGCUGGUGCGCACCUUCCGAGACAGUGGAAUCGAUUUUGAAAUUAUCAUCAUUGAUGAUGGAAGCCCAGAUGGGACACAGGAAAUCGCUGAGCAGUUGGAAAAAAUAUACGGAUCAGAUAAAAUUCUUCUGAGACCCAGACCAAGAAAGCUGGGCCUGGGCACUGCUUACAUUCAUGGAAUGAAGCAUGCCACUGGGAAUUUCAUUGUCAUUAUGGAUGCUGACCUCUCUCACCAUCCAAAAUUUAUUCCAGAGUUUAUCAGAAAGCAGAAAGAAGGCAAUUUUGAUAUUGUAUCUGGAACAAGAUAUAAAGGAAAUGGAGGGGUAUAUGGCUGGGAUUUGAGAAGAAAAUUAAUCAGCCGUGGUGCCAAUUUUCUGACUCAGGUUUUGCUGAGACCGGGAGCAUCAGACCUCACAGGGAGUUUCAGGUUGUACAGAAAAGAAGUCCUGCAGAAACUCAUGGAGAAAUGUGUUUCUAAAGGCUACGUCUUCCAGAUGGAGAUGAUUGUUCGGGCCAGGCAGUUGGGAUACACCAUUGGAGAGGUUCCUAUUUCAUUUGUGGACCGUGUCUAUGGAGAAUCCAAACUGGGAGGCAAUGAAAUAGUUUCCUUCCUAAAGGGGCUCUUGACCUUGUUUGCCACAACGUGAUAGUUUGUCCUAAAUUCACUUUCUUAGUCAAAUAUUUUCUGACAUCUGUGUAGUUUUUAAUAUAUAACAGCAGAAGCUUGAUAAUCUAUGUGGUGACCACAAGACCUGCUAUAAACUACAAAUUAAACAAACCACCAACAAUAAACUAAAUCCACUGUCUCCCAGAAUGCUCCUUCCAAAAAGAAAUGAACUGUAUGUUAAACUAAAAACUAAUAAAGGCUAAUGAUUUUCUAUUUUUGUAAAAACAAUGAAGUCUUAAUAAAGAACACAAAGCUCAA